ACACCUGUCCAUCACACUCGUACGUGGUCCUUCCCCAAACUGUCACCACAAUGUCUGAAGCACAUAAUUAUAUAGAACGUCUCUGUACACUGUAGUAUUAAAGUUUCCCUUCACUGGAACUAAGGAUCCCAAACCCUGUUCCAUCAUGACACACUGUGCACAAAGCGAGCUCCAUGAAGAUGUGGUGUGUGAAGGUUGGAAGAAGGUAGAAGAACUCGAGUGAUCCCCAUAGCAUCCUCACAGCCACGCCCCAAAAUCCCCACAGCCACGCCCCAAAAUCUAGGUUAUUAUAAUAGCAAAGGUGGAAUAAACAUGGAAUGGGAUGUUCAACAAGCACAUAUGGGUGUGAUGGUCAAGUGUCCACAAACUUUUGGCAAGUCUAUCUCAAUGCUCUUUCCAAUGACGCCUAUAGUGUAAACACAACACAACCUUCUAAAGAUUACUUACUACUUAGACUAUUAAUAACAGCUCACACAUUACUGCUUAGUAAAUCAUGAUUAUUGCAGCAGAAUAAAUAAACAAACAAACAAACAAAUAAAUAAAUAGUCCUGUCCUGGAAAAAAUAACAGUGUGAGAAAUCAGCUUAUAUUGUUGUUUUGGUUUUAUGUAAAGCAGGUUUAAUGUUAUGGCCUUACUUAACUGCUUAAGAUCCAAGUAAGUCAAAGUCUCAAGACCUGGGCUGGGUGUUGUAGUCAGGUUUAUUACAAGGAAGUGUUCAUGUUAUGGCUUUGUUUAUCAGUUUAAGGUCAAAGGAUCUCAGUAAUUUAGAUGUUUAUCAGGUAAUACACAAUAUAUGAGUGUAUAACAUCUGGUCAAAACAAUAGGUCUUUGAUGAUCCAAAGUGAAAAUAUUUUGAUUUUGGCCCAAGAUCCAGGAACGUCCUUCAGACAUUUUCCAUAAAUGGAAUAAUCAGGAGGUGUUUAGAAGCCCAACAAGGUUUAUAAGUGUGGGAGUAUGAACGCUUCAGAUAGGAUGCAGGAAGCAGCACAGGUAAGACUUUAGUUUUAAUUUACAAGAUCCGAACACACUGUUCUUCAUCUGUGUGGUGAAGAAGAUGGUUAACCUAUUCUGUAUUACUGCUCAUAAUCUAUCAUACUGUAAAACCCUCAUACUUUUGUUUAGAAGAACAAACUAUUAAAACAAAUCACAAAGCAAAAACAUACAGAUUUUAUAUGUCAGAGAUUAAUAUUAAAUGGUUUAUUUAUUUAAUUAUGUUGCAUUUACUCUUCUCAGGUACAGCAGUUGAAUUUCUGUGUUAAAAUCCAGCUGCUGUUUACAUGAACUACUGGAGGAUAUUAAAAUGAUUGACAAGAUGUCUUCAGUGUUUUCAGUGUUCUGGACGCUCCUGCUCCCCCUGCUGGUUGGAAGUAUUCCUAUUUCUCAGGAGCUUUUUCCGACAGACUGCUCUGACAUCUACGAUAACGGACAAACACUCAGUGGCGUGUACACAAUCUACCCUACAGCGGACACGCCUGUACAGGUGUACUGCGACAUGGGAUGUGGGGAAAGCCAAACAAAAGAUGGAAAGUGGACGGUGUUUCAGAGGAGAAUGGACGGCAGUGUGAACUUCUACAGACCAUGGGGACACUACAAGAAAGGGUUUGGGAACAAGUACGGAGAAUACUGGCUAGGAUUGGAGAAUCUUUACCAACUCACACAUAAGAGGAAAUAUGAGCUGAAAGUGGACCUGCAGGACUUUGAGGGCGUGUCGGUUGACGCUCGAUACACUUCUUUCUCUGUGGAAUCUGAAGCUGACGGCUACAAACUCCAUAUUAGCGGCUUCAUCAAUGGAGGUGCAGGUGAUUCCAUGGCGACAAACAACGGACAGAAAUUCUCCACCUUUGAUAAAGACCAAGACUUGCAUCCGUCAAACUGUGCUAAACGCUUCCUCGGGGGUUUUUGGUACAGUGACUGUCACAGCUCUAACCCAAACGGGAUAUACCUGUGGGGACGUGACGAAACUCAUUACGCCAUCGGAAAUGUGUGGUACCACUGGAAAGGCUAUGAUUAUGGUCUCAAAUACAUCGCUAUGAAGAUCAGACCUGUGUCUGUAGCACAGUGAUGACUUUCUCUUUAUAACAUCGCUGAUGUUGAUUGUGAUCUUGGAGGAAGUGGUGUUGAAGUGAAGGUGAUGUUCCUGGUGGUGGAGGAUGCAGAUGUUACCAACACAACAGUUUUACAGUGUUUUCUAAUGCUUGCUAAUAGUAUGCAGAUCCAAUACAUACUAAAUGUAAUAUUUCGGAAUGCCUUUAGUGUAUUUAAAUUGUAAUUAAGCUAUAUGUAAAUAUAUAUUAAAUACAUUUAGUUGUGCUUUUUUACACUCAAGAUAUUAGACUUAUAAUUUAAUUUAUAGAUGCAGUUGUUAUUAUAUACAGUGGCUUAGUGGUCAUGUUUGCCUCACACCUCCAGGGUUGGGGGUUUGAUUCCUGCCUUGUGAGCAUGGAAUUUCCAUGUUUUCCUCCGGGCACUCCAGUUUCCUGAUUGUUAUUCCCAAAUUGUCCAUAGUGUGUGAAUGGGUGUGUGAGUGUGUGUGCGAUUGUGCUCUGAGGUGGGUUGGCACCUCGUCACCUUGUGCCCCACGUCCCCUGUGAAAGGCUCCAGGCUCCCUGCGACCCUGUGUAGGAUGAAUGAUACAGAAAAUGGAUGGAAAUGAUUGAAUUGUAGCUCUUUGGUGCAAUUUAAAUGUGAAACACAAUUUGAUGUGUAAUUUUGAAAGGUAUUACUGUGAAAUGAACGACUUAUACAGACGUACAGAGUAUAUGCACUUAAACCUGCAGUACAGAACUUUUACUUUGGUUAAAAUGAACAAAAAUCAAUUAUUGAGCAAGUACAAAUAUUAAUAGUAACGGUAAGAUUAAAAUAAUAAUUUAUAAAUUCUGGCGUCGGGUCGGAUUUCGCGGGACAUGUCAGUUUGACGUCAUUCGUCUUUGCGUGGUUACGUCACGUCUGUAAACAGAAAGAAGAAGAGCAGGCUACUACUGUAUAAUGCGUUUGUGGGGGCUGAGGAUGGUGGAGUGUUUGUAGCUUGUUCUUACAAGAGUUGCUUAGAAUUUAAACUUGUCAUCUCGAUGGCUGCUUUAAUCUGGAUAAGUUCUAAACACAAUCAUCGUUCACAUCUUAGGAAUCAGCUGCUGUCAAAACCAAGACGCCUCGAACUUCUGCGAGCCUGCAGUCAAAAAGAGAAAGCGACAGAGCCCGUGUUAAAUGAGAAUAAAUAUCUGCAUGUCUUUCGAGAGGUGCUGAAAAUGCAGAGAUCUGAAGUGAUUGAAGACUGACACAGUGAUGGCUUAUUUUUCCAGACAUUUCAGCGGCUCAAUAGGUAGCUAGCUAACAUUAGAUUUAUCUAGGUAUCGAGUUUCCUAUGUUGUUGUUUUUGUUUGUUUGUUUGUUUUGCUGUGGUCAGUGUGGUAAAUUGCACUUAUUUCUGCUAGCUUUUUUAGAGAGAGUAAUUCACCUCUACUCCAAGAAAACCGUAUCCAUGGCCACCUCGGCUGUCAAGUAUUGGAGCGAAUAUAAAACCCAUACGAAUACCUCAAACCAUCAGAUUAAUCUGUAAAAGUUUUUUUUUUUUUUAAUGUACAACCCACAUAAAAAAAGAACUCAUAUGAAUAAAUAAGUUAUUUUUUAAAUGUGGGUUGUGCUUCAGCACUGCUCCUCUACGCAGAUGAAUCUGAGAUGGCAAUAGAGAGGCAAAAGUUCCGUACUGCAGCUUUAACUAUGCCUAAUUUUUGCAAGGAGAUACAAAGUAUUAAUUUAUUUGUACCUUUUAUUUUACGAAAUAAACGUGUUUUAAUAAACAGAAUAUUGGCCUUCA
Ictalurus furcatus (blue catfish) is the source of this 3814-nucleotide messenger RNA. Its product is annotated as microfibril-associated glycoprotein 4. Lineage: Eukaryota; Metazoa; Chordata; Actinopteri; Siluriformes; Ictaluridae. Gene Ontology annotation, biological process: elastic fiber assembly. The transcript is spliced from 5 exons. The record is from RefSeq and is a predicted model, not a curated record. The coding region runs from base 1301 to 2062 and encodes 253 amino acids.